ACCACCCCAGAGGCUCUAUCUGCUGCUCUUAUAAUGAUGCUAUCAUCACUACCACCCCAGAGCCUCCAUCUGCUGCUCUUAUAAUGAAGAUCAUUACUACCACCCCAGAUCCUCUAUCUGCUGCUCUUAUAAUGAUGCUAUCAUCACUACCACCUCAGAGCCUCUAUCUGCUGCUCUUAUAAUAAUGCUAUCAUCACUACCACCCCAGAGCCUCUAUCUGCUGCUCUUAUAAUGAUCAUUACUACCAACCCAGAGCCUCUAUCUGCUGCUCUUAUAAUGAUGAUCAUUACUACCACCUCAGAGCCUCUAUCUGCUGCUCUUAUAAUGAUGCUAUCAUCACUACCACCCCAGAGCCUCUAUCUGCUGCUCUUAUAAUGAUGCCAUCAUCACUACCACCCCACAGCCUCUAUCUGCUGCUCUUAUAAUUAUGCUGUCAUCCUUUAGUAAUUCCUUUAUUUCAUUUCUAACUGCGUCAAUAUACAUGUCUAACCAUGUGUUUCUUCUUUCUGGAGAAGUCCAAUGGUGCUUUCUUUUCAUUUGUAUUCCAUGUUCACACAUAUUCUGAUUCUGUCUGUGUGUGUUUCAUUAUAAAAUAAUUCCUCUAGCCUCAUUCGUCUUUCCCAUGCUUUUAAUUCUGUUAACUUAUUUAUUUAUCUUCUUGCCAGAACAAACCUGAGCCCCUUGCAUAAUAAUGCUUUCUGUGAAGCUGUUCAUGUUUUGUGAGAUAAAUUAAAUACUGUGUCCACUUGAUGACCCUUAGUGAUCUUCUGUUUGUUUGUUUGUUUGUUUUAUCUUUGAUAUUCUUGCUGUUGUGCACCCAAUUGUUAGUUGCUUCUUCAUUACUAAUAGUAUUUGAUGCUUUUCCUAAAUCCCUAUUCUGCAUUCCUUUCUUUUUGUGUGUAUGUAUUUUGUAUUUUAUCAUGAUUCGGAUUCCUUGCUCUUUAUUUAUUUGAUAUGUAUCUAUUGUUGCUAUUACAUUUAAGAAAAAUUAAUUAAAAAUUACUAUUUUUAUAUAACAGUUUAAUUGGUUCUCCAGUACAUGGAACUGAAGUUUAUGUUCCUUCAUACUUAAAGCAUUCCUGGCCUACAACGUUUCAGUAAACAUGCACCAUUUUUACAAAAACCCACCCACUUCCUGUAAAUCUGCCCAAUCAGAAGUGAAAGUUGUGACAUCACAAUCACCGCUGACGUUGUUUCCUAUUGUAACAAAUGGCAACUACACUAUUUGCCAUUGUAACUUUUUUGUGUUUUAUGUGUUUAAUUACCCGGGAUCCUAGGAAUCCGUUUGCUGCCGAAAAGCACGGAUUUUCAGUGCUGUUGGUGAAUUUUUAUUUUUACACUUGCAAAAACCAUGCAAAACUUUUUUUUGGUUGUUUGGUAACCAAAUCAAUGCACUUAUACUAUAUAAUCAUCGGCACAGGCUUUAAAUUUAGUAAACAUAUGUGUUCAAUAUAACUGCUUCUGGUGUACAGAGGGCAAGGUCGAACGAGGCGCACUGGCACGGUCACAUUCAUGCUGAAACUAUUUGUUUAUUGUUAUUAUUAUUAUUACUACACAGAAGUGUUUGUGAUGUUUAAAGUAACCGGUACGUUUGUUUAUAGUGUAGCGAUCUCGGUUAACGCAACACACAGGGCGAGGCAACUUCCUUCGAAAUUGAGUGUACCAAUAAGUACUUCCUGUGGUAACUGUUCAACAAGACGACUGAAUUUCAGGCUUUUGUUUUAAUUGCGGAAUAAAGAAUUUUUUAUCGCAGUUUAGUAUUAUUAUUAUUAUUAUUAUUAUUAUUAUUGCGGAAAAACUAGGAUCCCUGGUAAUUACUAAACAUUCACCUGAAAUGUGAAUCAAUCAAUAAUUGCUUUUCUUUAAUCAAGUAAACCCCUUGAGAACAAAUUCUCAUUUGCAAUAACGCCUUGUUACCAGAUUGUGCCUUAGAAAGUGCUACGUUUGUAGCCCAAAGUCAUACGCUACCCAUAAUGGAAUUAAUGUACGUCAUAUUCACAAAUACGGAUGCGUGCUAUUGUUACAAUGUUUAGCAACAGUGGCGUAAACACUAAGGGUUGUGACUCAUAUAGCUUAGUGUUUUGCUUAAAAAUAUCGUUAAUACUUUAAAACUAUUCAAAAUAUAUCCAAAUGUAAUACCCGCACAAAUACCCCAAACUAGCCCAAAAAUUAGGCACCCGCCCAAAGCCAUUUUGUCACGCACAAUAAAAAAAAAAUAUAUAACCACAAUUGGGCGCGAACCAGCUCAAAUCUGGCAGCACUGCGUUAGCUCAGAAUAAAAUACUCUGUCCCUGACCGGCUGUGGGGCCAAUAUGUUGAACGUUACUUCCUAAGUGCCUGUCUUUAUUAUUAUUUUAUUUAAUCGAAAACAUUUAUCCUGUACUAAAGGCGAAACGCGUCCAAGUAAACACAAGUGAAAAAUCAGCUUUUAGGCGAUUUUCUUUUAAGGAAAUGCAGGCACCUGUGAUGUGUUUUGUCCGCGACAAUCAGGCUUUCAGGACCCCGCAAAGAUGCAGGAGGAGCGGCUAUGGUGGAAAGGAAGAGGGGUGGACGAGUGAAAAAAAACACAAACUAGUACUAUGAGGAGAUGAAAUACUCAGUGUGACUGAACCACGUACUGAUUCAACUACAGUGCUGUGUUCGCAAACACUGGAGGAUAAAGUACUUCAGAAUCAAAAUGCCUGGGGCAGAGUGCCGGACUGAAUGCACCUGGAAGAGACACAUAGCAGAGCAGUUGAAGCAAAGAGACCGGGUUCAGAGACAGGCUUUUGAGGAGAUUAUACACCAAUAUAAUAGACUGCUGGAGAAGUCUGACCUGCAAGCUGUUCUUUCAGAGAGGCUUCAGACUGAUAAAUUCGACAGCCACAGCAGACAUGAUCUCAGCCCAGGUCAUGAUGGAGUGCGGAGUGAAGCCCUGUUACAGGAGAUGGCCCAGAUUAGGAUCAAACACCAAGAGGAGCUGACAGAGCUGCACAAGAAGCGUGGGGAGCUGGCCCAGAAUGUCAUUGAGUUGAAUAACCAAAUGCAACAGAAAGACAAGGAGAUCCAGGCAAAUGAAGCAACGAUGGCAGAGUUCCAGCAGCGGAUCUCCCAGCUGGAGAGCGAGUGCAAAGAGUUGUGUUCGAACCUGCAGGACCUGGAGACGGCCAACCAGACCCUGAAGGACGAGUACGACGCCUUGCAGAUCACCUUCAGCGCUCUGGAGGAGAAGCUGCGCCGUACCACCGAGGACAACCAGGAGCUUGUCUCCCGCUGGAUGGCUGAGAAAGCACAGGAGGCCAACCAGCUCAACGCAGAAAACGAGAAGGACUGCAGGAGAAGACAAGCCAAGUUGCAGAAGGAACUGGCUGAUGCAGCAAAGGAGCCCUUGCAAUUGGACCUGGAUGAUGACAUUGAGGUCCUGCCUGACGAUACUGCUGAGCCCGGUGGGGAGACGUCGCCUGGGAAGACCAUCACCCGCACACCCAGUAAACGCGCCUCCCAGCCACCCGGAGGCCUUCUGGACUCCAUCAGUAAUAUCUUUGGCCUCUCUGAGUCUCCAAUUCUUGGACAUCGCAUCCCUGAUAUCUCAAGGCGUCGUUCUGUCAAUUCUUAUGGAACCUCCCCUGAAGGCACAGAGGUGCACACAGGAGUGUGUAUGGCGGUCCGUGUGCCAACCACUGCUCUGCAUGUAUUUGAUGCCCAUGAUGGGGAAGUGAAUGCAGUGAGAUUCAGCCCAGGCUCUCGCCUCCUGGCAACGGGGGGUAUGGACCGGAGAGUGAAACUAUGGGAGAUUGUUUCAGGUCGUUGUGAACUGAAAGGAGCUCUCACAGGCAGCAAUGCUGGAAUCACCAGUAUCGAGUUUGACAGCGCGGGCUCCUACUUGCUCGCUGCCUCCAAUGAUUUCGCCAGCAGGAUCUGGACAGUGGAUGACUUCAGACUGCGUCACACUCUGACAGGUCACAGCGGGAAGGUGCUGUCCGCUCGAUUCCUGUUGGAUAAUGCUCGCAUUGUCUCAGGCAGCCAUGACAGGACACUCAAACUCUGGGACCUCCGGAGCAAAGUCUGUAUAAAGACUGUGUUUGCAGGAUCGAGCUGCAAUGACAUUGUCUGUACUGAGCAGUGUGUCAUGAGUGGCCACUUCGAUAAGAAAGUCCGCUACUGGGACAUCAGGGCAGAGAGUAUUGUGCGCGAGUUGGAGCUGUUUGGGAAGGUCACAUCUCUUGACCUAAACCCUGACAGAACGGAGCUGCUAACCUGUACAAGAGAUGACCUGCUGAAAAUCAUUGACCUGCGGACUAACACAGUGAAGCAGACAUUCAGCGUGCAAGGCUUCAAGUGUGGCUCCGAUUGGACGAGAGUGAUGUUUAGCCCUGAUGGCAGCUACAUUGCUGCAGGUUCUGCUGACGGCACUCUGUAUGUGUGGAAUGUGCUGACGGGGAAAGUGGAGAAGGAGCUGGGAAAACACCACAGCUCAUCUAUCAACGCUGUGGCCUGGUCCCCCUCCGGAGCCCAUGUGGUUAGUGUUGAGAAGAGCAGCAAGGCCGUGCUCUGGUCUGAUCUCUGAUUGGACGAUUGACAGUCCCUCACGCUUCCCAAAUACACAGCAAAAGGAGUGCUGUUUUCUGUCUGGACCUCAGAAGAGCUUGGCGCUUCAUGUGCAAGCUUUCGUUAGACUGGAGGUGAAGGGACCAUCCUUCUGAUUUGUAUAUCACUUGCAAAUUGUGGCCGAUCUUCCUUCUACGACAAGCAGCGAUCUCUGGAACUGUGUCCCAGCUGUGUUGUUAUUUCAGAGAAUAUUAAUAUAAAUCUGUAUUGAAUGAUGUAAUGUGCAAAUCAGAAUAUAGCCUAUUGUGAGGAAUGUCCAUUUGAAUUGUACAUGACUGAAGCUGUUUCAAAGUGUUAAAAUCUUUCAGCUUCAAACAUGGCUUGUUUGUAAUAGGAGUUACCUCACCUACUGGUCAGAGGUGUGUGGGAGAUGGACUGGUCUAGUGGUUCAGGCUGGGGACUGGAUUUCCGGUGUGGCCUAGUGGUAGGAGCUGAGGGCUGGGGCACAGUCGAGCCGAAGUCGAGGUUUUAGAUGCACAGUGCCCAUUGCUACUAAACCCCCAAUUUCAUAUAAAAAAUGUUUAAGGCAAGAGAAUGUUGAUCUAGACAUUGGGAAAGCAUACUGAUAGGUAUUUCCCUAUGGAAUCCACAUAGAGUUGAAAGGUCACCUUAUCAGAAUUGUCUUUGACUGUAGUCUAAAGCUGGAGUUCCUUCCAGGCCAAUUUGCAAUGAUCUAUCACUAAAACAUGAAAAUCAGAUUCCCUCCAGACCCUAUGUUCACCUAUGGGUUAUAGAGACUAGCUGGUUUGUAUUCACUAUGGAGAUACACCCUUGUGAUCAUUUCAAAUGAAUGACCCUCUGCAAAGGGUUUUGUGUUGGCUUGGUGUUGUGGAAAUCAUUUACAGAUAAAUACGCACAUGUUUACACCAGCAUUAAGGUUGAGAAAAAAAGGUAUCAGAAAAUGAAAAUGUCACACAUGUUCCUAACAAGAGUUCAUAACAAAGGCUACAAGUGAAUAUGAAUGAAUGGAUUGAUUUAAAAGAAAUGUUAAAAGAUUGUAGUCCUCAGUGGGAACCACUAGGCUGCACUGCCACUGCAGUUCAUAGAAAUUAGCAUCUUGUUUUCAUUGAUUUAUAAACAGUACAGGUAUGAUGUCAUAUAUUGCCAUGCCAAAGACGAGGAAUUAGGAAGAGGAGAUGUUUGAACUAAGGACUUCCUCAGGAUUUGUGUGAAAAGGUUUCAUUGUUUUUGUUUGUUUUUGCUGUGUGCUCUCCAUACAUGUACAGUAACCAUGUUUAUAAUAUAUUAAAACAUAUACAUCUUAAAUAUAAAAAAUAUCUAGACACUAAAAUGGAAAAGUAGACUGCUCUGUUCAGAAUUAUCAAUCCACGGUUUAUUUUUUAGCAAAUAUUUUGUUUUUAAAGUCGUGUCUGUCUUUAUUUUUCUCUACUGCACCACCCCAGUUCAGUUGUGCCUAAAUCCAUGAUUUUCUUCCAGCCAGGCCCAGAGAAGAGAAUUGAUUUUAAUUAUUUUUACUUUCAUGAUUUACUGUAGCCUGAGAAUAAUCGAAUUAUCUGAACAUGUCUCACUGGCUGUAUGAGUACUGUCAUUUGUGAUCCAUGGAAAGCAAUGCAUAUUUGCAAGCAUGGCUAUUUCUAAAAGUAGCAGCAGACAAUGUCUACCCAGAAGGGGGUGUUGUAACUAAUGGUUACCCACCCAUGGUGAAUGGUGGUGGACCAUGCUUUCCCUGCAAAAGUGUCUACAAGGAAUAAAACAGCAAGAUACUUAACAAUAUCUUAAAGGGCCUCUGUGUAUCAUGGUUCUGUAUCAGUGCUUUUUCUGAUGAGCUCAGCUCACUAAACUUAAAUUACAUGUGAACUUACACUGCUAAGAAUUAUUAUCUGGAGUUUAAGUUCAAACUUGCUGAUAAGUAUGAGCAAAUGAUUCUGUAUUCAGUCUCAUGAGAAAUCCUCCCCACAGCCUUGGCGCGCUUUGAACUGUUCCAUGUUGGGAAGUGUGCUAUGGAACAGACUUCCUCAAAUCUUAUGCAAAGUGAGUUUCCUGGUAUAGACAUUUUUAAAUGUGUGUGCAGUCUUAAAUAAUGCUACUGAAGGCCAGCAGACUGCAAUUAGUGUACGUCGAUGUCUGUUUUAGACUUGGCCCCUUUGGAUACCUUUUGGGGAAGUUUGUGUGGCAGGCUAUAGGUACUCGAGCUGUAAGACCCACAGUCCAAUCUAAUGAUGCAGACACCUGCUGGUUUUCCACAGCCUAACGAGUUCUUGGCUUUCUCCAGAUAAGGUGUGCACAGGCCAUGAGCACUCCCAGUCCAGAGUUUGAUUACACUUUGUUUGAACAGUUAAUUGUAUUGAACUCAUUUGGACGAGUGAAAGAAACUCUUGUAUCACAAGGUUUGCGCCUUUGUAAAUAAUAAUAAAAAAAAUAUGUAAAGCAUAUUAAUUAAAACUAAA
Messenger RNA from Acipenser ruthenus (sterlet), 6995 nucleotides. Its product is annotated as autophagy-related protein 16-1-like. The record is from RefSeq and is a predicted model, not a curated record. Gene Ontology annotation, cellular component: autophagosome membrane. Bases 2678 to 4546 code for a protein of 622 amino acids. The transcript has 20 exons. Gene Ontology annotation, molecular function: protein binding. NCBI's taxonomy places the organism in Eukaryota, Metazoa, Chordata, Actinopteri, Acipenseriformes, Acipenseridae. Gene Ontology annotation, biological process: autophagosome assembly; negative stranded viral RNA replication.